Messenger RNA from Metarhizium brunneum ARSEF 3297, 609 nucleotides. It is a transcript of the gene FRTXN, whose product is annotated as Frataxin. The record is from RefSeq and is a predicted model, not a curated record. Gene Ontology annotation, molecular function: iron chaperone activity; 2 iron, 2 sulfur cluster binding; ferric iron binding. Gene Ontology annotation, cellular component: mitochondrion. NCBI's taxonomy places the organism in Eukaryota, Fungi, Ascomycota, Sordariomycetes, Hypocreales, Clavicipitaceae. Gene Ontology annotation, biological process: intracellular iron ion homeostasis; iron incorporation into metallo-sulfur cluster.
AUGUCACGACAAGGAGUCACGCAAACCUCAAGGCUCAUGGCUCAGGCCACCUGCCGGUCCAAUGUCACCCGCUCCAGCUUCAGACUGCUCCCUCGCGCCUCCAACGUCCUCCGACCUCUGUCAAACCGACUCCCAUACCAGCCCUUUUCAACAUCAUUUCGACGCUUCAAAGGCAUCAUGCCCGAGACCGACAAUCCCGCCAAGCAGGGUGUUGAGGAGACCCGACCGAGUAUGGGCGUAGCCGAGCUAUCUGACGGCCAAUACCACGAGCUGGCUGAUGGCUACUUGGAUAUUGUUCUGUCUAAAUUCGAGCAGCUCCAGGACGCACGAGAGGACAUUGACAUUGAAUAUUCAUCCGGCGUCAUGACCAUCAAUGUCGCAGACAAGGGCACAUACGUCAUCAACAAGCAGCCCCCGAACAAGCAGAUCUGGCUAUCGAGUCCAAUCUCCGGCCCCAAACGAUACGACUGGUGCAUCAUCGGCGAGGGCCAGGGGGAGAAGGAGGGCACCGGCUCAGGGAGCUGGAUCUACACCCGUGACGGCGUCAGCCUAAGCGAUCUGAUUCUAGAAGAGCUAGAUAUUGUCAUCGAGGAGCCCGCCACCUGCUAG